Pan troglodytes (chimpanzee) is the source of this 5685-nucleotide messenger RNA. RefSeq names its product syntrophin gamma 2 (gene SNTG2). Gene Ontology annotation, molecular function: protein binding; structural molecule activity. Gene Ontology annotation, cellular component: intracellular anatomical structure; dystrophin-associated glycoprotein complex. NCBI's taxonomy places the organism in Eukaryota, Metazoa, Chordata, Mammalia, Primates, Hominidae. The coding region runs from base 162 to 1685 and encodes 507 amino acids. The record is from RefSeq and is a predicted model, not a curated record. The transcript is spliced from 15 exons.
GCUCCGGUUUCCCAGCCCUGCGCCCCGGUGGAGCCCGAGCCGGAGCCGGCAGAGGGGCGCGGGCGCGGGCGUGGCGCCUGGCGGGGCCCUGGGAGGCUCGGACGGGGUCCUGGCGUUGAGCUCGGCCGGCCCGGAGCGCGGACCCAGCCGCAGGGGCGGCGAUGGGCACCGAGGGACCCCCGCCCCCGGCCGCCUCCCGAGGACGCCAGGGCUGUCUGCUGGUACCUGCGCGGACGAAAACCACUAUUGCUCUGUUGUAUGAUGAAGAGUCCGAAAAUGCCUAUGACAUCCGGCUGAAGCUGACGAAAGAGGUGCUGACAAUUCAGAAACAAGAUGUUGUCUGUGUGGGCGGAAGCCACCAGGGCAGGAAUCACAGAACUGUUAGACUCCGCAGACAGCCAGUUGGCGGCUUGGGCCUGAGUAUAAAGGGAGGUUCUGAGCACAACGUCCCUGUCGUCAUAUCAAAAAUAUUCAAAGACCAAGCAGCUGACCAGACAGGGAUGUUGUUCGUAGGAGAUGCUGUUCUCCAGGUUAAUGGCAUACAUGUAGAAAAUGCAACUCAUGAAGAAGUGGUGCAUCUGCUGAGAAAUGCUGGCGAUGAAGUUACCAUCACCGUUGAGUAUCUCAGGGAAGCGCCGGCAUUUCUGAAGCUCCCGUUAGGGUCCCCAGGGCCAUCCAGCGACCACAGCAGUGGGGCCUCCUCUCCCCUCUUUGACAGCGGUUUGCAUCUGAAUGGAAACUCCAGUACCACAGCCCCAUCGUCACCUUCCUCGCCCAUAGCUAAGGACCCGAGGUAUGAGAAGCGCUGGCUGGACACCUUGUCCGUGCCUCUGUCCAUGGCUCGCAUCUCAAGGUACAAAGCCGGAACGGAAAAAUUAAGGUGGAACGCGUUCGAGGUGCUCGCCCUGGACGGAGUCAGCUCUGGGAUCCUCCAGUUUUACACAGCCCAGGAUGGCACCGACUGGCUGCGGGCGGUCUCAGCCAACAUCAGGGAGCUGACACUUCAGAACAUGAAGAUGGCGAACAAAUGCUGCUCUCCUUCCGACCAGGUUGUGCAUAUGGGGUGGGUAAAUGAGAAACUCCAAGGAGCUGACUCCUCUCAAACCUUCAGACCCAAGUUCCUAGCACUGAAGGGCCCGUCCUUCUACGUUUUCAGCACUCCUCCGGUGAGCACAUUCGAUUGGGUGCGAGCAGAAAGGACCUAUCACCUCUGUGAGGUGCUAUUUAAAGUUCACAAGUUCUGGCUCACAGAGGACUGCUGGUUGCAAGCAAACUUGUAUCUGGGUCUUCAAGAUUUUGACUUUGAGGACCAGAGGCCCUAUUGCUUCAGCGUCGUGGCCGGCCAUGGGAAGAGCCAUGUUUUCAACGUGGAGCUUGGCAGCGAGCUGGCCGUGUGGGAGAAGUCCUUCCAAAGAGCCACGUUCAUGGAAGUUCAGAGAACUGGGAUACAGGACACAGAAAAUUAUUUGACACUUUCUCAAGAAAGCAGAACAGAACAUCCAGCCUCACAGAGAUUCCGGGUGCCUAACUUCACUGUCCAGGGCACCAGCUGUAUGGGCUGGGGGUGUUUCAGGGGCAUGUCCUUUAUUUUCCUCCAUACAUCCCUGAAGGAAGUAGCAGAAGUUUCGAAUUGCCCCGUUCUACUGGAAACCUGCAUUCCACCCACUGAAGGAUCCCUGAGCUAAUGCCCCCACUGCCAGCCUCAGGUUCCCUCCCACCUUGUGUAUCUGCAAGUGAAGGGGAUAAGGUUUUCUGUCUUCAUGCAGAAUCCGUACUCAUCACCUGAAGGUGGAGGAUCCAGGCUGAACUUCAGUGCAUGCAGUACACAUUCAUGUAAAUAUUUAUUUUCAAUGGAGAAUGUAAACCAGUUACUUUGUCAUCUGAUAUUUGGUACUUUGCACAUCUCCACUAAAUGUGUGCUGCUGCCCUGUGUCUAUUGCAUGAGCUAUACUUGAGACAUUGUCCACCUGUCACUAAUAACAUCUUGGAGUUGCACAACACAGGGGCUGCCCAGCCCGGCGCCUCUGCAGCUCCUUCCCAGCGGCCCAACCUGGCGCAUCCGCAGCUCCUUCCCAGCAGCCCAGCCCGGCGCCCCUGCAGCUCCUUCCCAGCGGCCCAGCCCGGCGCCCCUGCAGCUCCUUCCCAGCGGCCCAGCCGGGUGCCUCUGCAGCUCCUUCCCAGCGGCCCAGCCCGGCGCAUCUGCAGCUCCUUCCCAGCGGCCCAGCCCGGCACCCCUGCAGCUCCUUCCCAGCGGCCCAGCCUGGCGCCUCUGCAGCUCCUUCCCAGCAGCCCAGCCCCGCACCCCUGCAGCUCCUUCCCAGCGGCCCAGCCCGGCACCCCUGCAGCUCCUUCCUAGUGGCCCAGCCCGGCGCAUCCGAAGUUCCUUCCCAGCGGCCCAGCCUGGCGCAUCCGCAGCUCCUUCCCAGCGGCCCAGCCCGGCGCCCCUGCAGCUCCUUCCCAGCAGCCCAGCCGGAUGCCUCUGCAGCUCCUUCCCAGUGGCCUAGCCUGGCGCAUCCGCAGUUCCUUCCUGGCUCUUGUAGGUCGUUUUCCAGCCUUUCCCUGGAAGCAUCAAGUGACAGGAAAAUGGCCCAGGAGCUCUCAGGAUAAGAGCAGAGAAGGAAAGAAUGGAAAAGAAGGUCCAGAAGGCAGGGAUCUUGGCCUCGUUCCACGUUAGGACCAUGUGAGUUAGUCUCCUAGGAGACUCCAUCUCACACUAGACAGGCAGAAGUUUACAAGCUUGAAAAUACCGAGUAUCAGCAAGGAACGUAGCAGUGAGAACUCCCAACCAGGGCUUGAGCAGGGCGCGUGUUGGUCUGUAUGAAUCUAGAAAUGUGUGGAGGCCCAUUGCCCAGGGCUCUAUGUGUUAUAAAGAGCAGAGAGCUGCAAGGGGUGACGGACAGGAGACUGGGCUGGUGCUUCUUCCAGAGUAGGGGCAGACAGGAUUUCAAUCUAUCAGCAUGUCAGCAUAGUGUAUUUUAUAUACAUUUCAUUCAUUUAUUUAUUUUUAGUUUUAUUUUUUUGAGACAGAGUCUCUGUCACCUAGGCUGGAGUGCAGUGGCAUGAUCUCGGCUCACUGCAACCUCUGCCUCCCAGGCUCAAGAGAGUCUCCUGUCUCAACCUCCUGAGUAGCUGGAAUUACAAAUGCCCACCACCACACCCGGAUAAUUUUUUGUAUUUUUGGUAGAGAUGGGGAUUUGCCAUGUUGCCCAGACUGGUCUCAAACUCCUGGGCUCAAGCGAUCCACCCACCUUGGCCUCCCAAAGUGCUGGGAUUACAGGUGAGAGCCACCACACCCGGCCUAUACAUUUCAUUUAAAAUAAUAAAUAUGUAAACAGAAGACAGGCCAAAGUGGCACACAUUCUAAAACAGUGAAGCAGAAUUAAACCAGUAAGCAUUGGUAGAGACCCUGUCCUCCCCCGGUCCUGGAGGGUGCCCCUGGGUGAACACCAGGUCUGCUUUCCACACCCGCCUUCCCUGGGUCCCUUCUUCCUCUGCCUCCUCCACCUCUCCAAAUGCCUUUUUACCAUCCUGCGCCACUCCAGAAAUGUGAUGGUUGAUACUGAGUGUCAACUUGAUUGGCUUGAAGGAUACAAUGUAUUGAUCCUGGGUGUGUCUGUGAGGGUGUUGCCAAAGGAGAUUCACAUUUGAGUCAGUGGGCUGGGGAAGGCAGAUCCACCCUUAACUGGGUGGGCACCAUCCAAGCAGCUGCCAGUGAACGUGAAGCAGCAGAAAAAUGUGAAAAGGAGAGAUGGACCUAGCUCCCAGCCCACCUCUUUCUCCCAUGCUGGGUGCUUCCUGCCCUUGAACAUCAGACUCCAAGUUCUUCAGUUUUGAGGUUCGGACUGGCUCUCCUUGCUCCUCAAGCUUGCAGAUGGCCUAUUGUGGGACCCUGUGAUUGUGUAAGUUAAUAUUUAAUAAACUCCCCUUGAUAUAUAUCUAUCCCAUUAGUUCUGUCCGUCUAGGGAACCCUGACUAAUACAAGAUACUUUUAUCCCAUGAGGUGCAACAUCGGGAGCCAACAGUCAGAGGCAGGAACAUGCCCUGCACUGCUGCUUUCCGGGCCGUGGAAACACAUCUGUCACCAGUCCUGACCCUGCUGGUCUAGCCCUGCGCACAUUUCCCAGGGCUGCCCUAAGGAACGUCCCCAAACCAAGUGGCUUAAAACAACAGAAAUUUAUCCUCUCAUUUCUGGAGGCUGCAAGUCUGAGAUCAAAGGGUUGGCAGGGCUGAACUCCCUCAGGUUCAGAAGGUGGAUCCUUCCUGCCUCUUCCUGCUUUGGGUGGCUCCUGCAGUCCCUGGCAUUCCUCAAUCUGCAGCUCCUCACCCCAGCUUCCACCCCUGUCUCCACACCUGGCUCUCCUCCCUGGGUCUCUGUCUCCUUUUCUCAGAAGAUCACUGGUCACAGGAUUCGAGCCCCAUGUGCUCCAGCACAGCCUCACCUUGGUCUCUUCUGCAAAGAGCCUACUUCCAAAUAAGAUACUGGGGGCUAAGACUCCAGCAUGACUUGUGGAGGGACACAAGUCAUCCCUGUGCACCAACCCACAAGAAAUGUGGAGCACAACUGCAAUGCUGAGCUGUGGUGCCCGAAGCAAUAAAUGAGGAGUCAGGACACAGGGACAGAGAGACCAGCCCGUCCUCUGUGCCUAUGGCAAGCUGUGUGCCUGCCCAAACCCCACCUGUCAUCUGUAAAAUGAGGAUGAAAGCACCAUCUCGUGAGUUUACCAUGAGAAUUCCAUGUAAGGCACUUAGCUUAGUUCCAGGCAUGCAAGAAGGGUGACUUAAAUGACGGCACUGUGACCAUCACCACUCUGAAGGCAUGCAAGACAGGUGCCUCAAAUGAGGGCACUAUUACCAUCACCACUCUGAAGGGCAUGCAAGAAGGGUGCCUCAAAUGAGGGCACUGUGACCAUCACCACUCUGAAGGGCGUGCAAGAAGGGUGGCUUAAAUGAUGGCACUAUUACCAUCACCACUCUGAAGGGCAUGCAAGAAGGGUGCCUUAAAUGAGGGCACUGUGACCAUCACCGCUCUGAAGGGUGUGCAAGAAGGGUGCCUCAAAUGACGGCACUGUUACCAUCACCGCUCUGAAGGGCGUGCAAGACAGGUGCCUCAAAUGAGGGCACUAUUACCAUCACCACUCUAAAGUGCUGUGGAAAAUCCUUUCAAAGUCCACUCACUCUUGGCUGAUGGUCUUCGUUAGCUAAAGCGUUUUCUGCAGGUCUCCUUCCACAAUCCAGUCUGCUUUAGGCUGAAGAAAGCAUUGGCCUCCCGGAGUUCACUGACCCCAGGAUAAAAACAGGAAGAUCCCUCAACACCCCAGGGUGGGUCAGCAUUUCCCCUGGACACAAGCUGCGGCCCCAGGGUGCACACCGACCAGAACCUCACCUGGGCUGUGCCAGCCCCUGCUUGUAAGGUGGCUGUCAGUCUAUCCCAGCAGAGCUACCUGUGCCCAUGUGAUUUCUCUCCCUUCCCAUACCCCAUCCUGAUGUUGCUUCCGACAGCUCCAUGCAUCCUGUUUUGUUAAUGAGCAGAAUCGCUUCUUUAACUUCUUCAUUAAUUCCAGCUCUUCAUUUGUGUAUGUUGUCUAUGAUACUUAAAAGGCUACUCUUAAUGCUUUUGUUUAGAGCGUGAAUUUUUAAUAUAUUUGAAAAUGAACUUGAGUGUGCUAUUUAAUACCACGUUUUGUU